AUCUGCGAGUUCAGAGUCUCCUCUCUCUCUCCCUCUCUCUCUCUCUCUCUCCACAAACACCAAUAAGAAUGACAUAAACUCCGCUGCUCCCCCCUAUUUUAGGGAAACACAAUUUUAGUGAGAUUUCCUCGUACUGCUGCUCCAACAUAUAUAGAAACCCCCCACCCCAAGACCAGAGAUGAGUGAGAGAAGAAGAGUCCCUUCCCUCCCCCUCUCCCAUCAAUCUCAUCACUAACCCUAUUUUUGUAAACAGUGUCUCUCUCUCUCUCUCUCUCUCUCUCUCUCUCUCUCUCUCUAAGCACAAAUCUUCUCUCUCUAGUAAAAGCCUAAAUGGGGAUUUCCAUUUACAACUGAAAGUUGUCUGAGUCUCAUGAUCUCAUCAGCUCUAUAAGAAUCAAGAUCAUGCAUCCUAGAUCUCUUCAGCUGAAGGAAAUGAAACCCUAGAAGAAGGAAAAACCGUAAUCUCCCCUUCUCCCUCUCUCUCUCUCUCUCUAGAAGAAAAUGGAACCCUAGAAGAGUAAAACACUCCAUACCCCUUCCAAAAAAAAACCCUACUCCCCCACAAGAUCCAAGACCGCAAACCCAAAAAACAGUAGCCAUGGAUUCGCUACCAGAUAUAGGAGGAGAGAGUUCCAAUUCCGAAAACACCGGAAACAACAAUUCCUUAACCUUAGCUGGAAACAGCUCAGCCUCUUCCUCAUCGGCAACCCCGAGCCGAUACGAAAACCAGAAACGCAGAGACUGGAACACCUUCGGCCAGUACCUCAAGAACCACCGCCCUCCGCUCUCCCUCAACCGCUGCAGCGGCGCCCACGUGCUCGAGUUCCUCCGGUACCUGGACCAAUUCGGAAAGACCAAAAUCCACACCCCUAUAUGCCCCUUCUACGGGCACCCGAACCCGCCUGCCCCGUGCCCCUGCCCGCUCCGUCAGGCUUGGGGCAGCCUCGAUGCUCUCAUCGGCCGCCUCCGGGCGGCCUACGAGGAGAAUGGAGGGAAGCCCGAGGCAAACCCGUUUGGGGCUCGAGCCGUGAGGCUUUAUCUCCGAGAGGUGAGGGAUUUGCAGUCUAAGGCCAGAGGGGUUAGUUACGAGAAGAAGAAGCGGAAGCGGCCUCCGCCGUCUCAGCCUCCGCAGCUGCAGCUGCCGCCGCCUCCCGGUGCAAUCUGAAUCCCUGGUCGCUAUAUCUAUGAUGAUCGGCGAGAAAAUCGGUACGUACCCAUAAUCUUUUCCUAGAGAAAAUAUACAGAAAAAGUGCAGGAUACUUGACGUCCGCAGAUUCAAAGCUGGUGUGAUGUGAGUCUUACCUGGAAUAAUAAAUUUGGUCUGUAUCGUGGGCAAAUCUUUGGGUAUUUUUCUUCUGGGUAUGUGGUAUUAAAGCUGGUUUUCUUUGUUUCUGUCCUCUCUAGAUGUCUUCUCUCUCUUUUAGUAACUUUAUCUGAAGUUGGGUAGUAGCCAGGAUGAACUCUUUUUCAGUGGUUAUGGGUACUGUUUGGCAUCAGAGAACUAGGAGUUAAUUAGAUCUGGGAAAUCUUGGAUUCAGCUUUUGUUGCAAACAGUAGUACUAGUAGUAUUUUAGUUCUGGAAGUUAGUAGUUGUAUUUAAAAAAUGUACUUGGAAGUUAUGAUCUGUUAUGUGAAUGAAACUCAUGAGCAUGUCAUUGCUUCUCUCUCAUGAUGUACUUGAUGAUGAUCACUGGAGAGUAUAAUUUAUUUCUAAUUAGCAGCAGUACAUAUUCAAAA
Rhododendron vialii is the source of this 1737-nucleotide messenger RNA. Its product is annotated as protein LIGHT-DEPENDENT SHORT HYPOCOTYLS 3-like. Gene Ontology annotation, biological process: response to light stimulus; mRNA transcription. The record is from RefSeq and is a predicted model, not a curated record. Lineage: Eukaryota; Viridiplantae; Streptophyta; Magnoliopsida; Ericales; Ericaceae. Gene Ontology annotation, cellular component: nucleus. The coding region runs from base 599 to 1165 and encodes 188 amino acids. The transcript has a single exon.